This is a messenger RNA of Daldinia childiae, 1359 nucleotides long. RefSeq names its product putative ubiquitin fusion degradation protein. NCBI's taxonomy places the organism in Eukaryota, Fungi, Ascomycota, Sordariomycetes, Xylariales, Hypoxylaceae. The transcript has a single exon. Bases 1 to 1359 code for a protein of 452 amino acids. The record is from RefSeq and is a predicted model, not a curated record.
AUGGCAUCUGGAGCCAUCGUCCAACAACACGCGCGCGUCUCAUCUAACAACGCCUUUACGGACUCCAAUCCCUUAUUAGACCUACUCACCAACUCCCUCGUCUUACACCAAACUAUUCCAUACCUACCUAUCUCGAGUAUUCUCAACCUUGCCUCGACUUCGCCGUCAUUUCGCGAUCUACUUUUAUACCGCACCCCCGGCGUCUUCCGACAUCUCGACCUAACCCGAGUUAAGAUCGAUCAUGGCAAUGAGAUCUGGCCUAACGCCCAGAUUGACGAGAACAUAACUGAAGACGAUUUCUACUCGGGUCCUCUACGAACUAUCUUCCGCAGCAUCCGUCGACACGACAUUUUACACCAAGUCCAAACCCUCGUCCUCGACGGCCUCUCCGUUACCGCCGAGUUCUGUAACGACAUCCUUGUUGACCCCACCUUGCGUAUACGCAUUCUGUCCAUCCGCGAUGUGAAGAACCUCAACGAACGCAAGCUGAUGCAAAGCUUGCGCUACGCUUGUCGAUCUACCCGGCCCGAUGAAACGCCUCGAUUGAAGGCAUUAUACGUAUUUGGAACGAAGGACGUUCCCGCGAUACCUAUCCCGUUAGUCGCUAGACAGCAUGGCACCGCCCGAAGAGGUGCUAAGAUUAGUAUUGGCUGGAAUCACAAGUCUCAACAUGCGCUGAACGAGUCUAUCCAGAGUGAAGGAGACGAUUGGUACCAUAAGAAGGGCCGCAUUAUAGGAAAACACAUCGCGGACGGCUGGGCUGAGACAAUCCUUUACUGUCGGCAAGUGAUCAAAUUUGAUGCUGUACUCUGUACAAGUCCUCGUCAUCAGAAUUCAUCCGCCUUUGGAAAGGUACCAGUUACGCCGCGCGGAACAGCGUCUAGCAACGAGAGCCCAUGGAAUGUUGCUACCUUCGCACUCGGCGGAUGUGCGUCCUGCGGAACCGCACCGGAGGGGUUUACGGUCUAUGGGGACUCACCGUCGGAGGAAUUACCUCUAUUGGCACCUAUUCCGCUUCAUUCGUCGACUAUCAAAGCAGCAACGUGCCCGAAGUCCGACUUUAGAUCCGAGGGGACAGAGGGAGCGCAUAAGUUCAUCCCGAGAUGUCUAGAAUGCAUUCGCGAACGGUACUGCUUCAGCUGCGACCAGUGGUGGUGCGAAGCCUGCUACCAAGUACCAAGCCGUCAAGAGAUAAGUGGCCAGCUCGUGCACAUCGUCGGUCAGACCAACGGCAUAACGGAGCAUGAAUCGGCAGCUCUUGAGCCGUCUAACGUUAAGGUACGGAAGGGUUACUGUCCUAAUUGCUACCUAACAUCCGCGGAGGCAAAUCCAGAAGUUCGGAACCCCUUUCCGCCCUGA